This is a messenger RNA of Hyaloscypha bicolor E, 1306 nucleotides long. RefSeq names its product S-adenosyl-L-methionine-dependent methyltransferase. The transcript is spliced from 9 exons. Gene Ontology annotation, molecular function: methyltransferase activity. Lineage: Eukaryota; Fungi; Ascomycota; Leotiomycetes; Helotiales; Hyaloscyphaceae. The record is from RefSeq and is a predicted model, not a curated record. The coding region runs from base 215 to 1132 and encodes 305 amino acids.
GAGGCUGUCAGGGAUGCGAGUCACGGUGUUGUUGAAGUAGGUGUACAGACGAUUGCGGACUACAUAUUGGGGCUCCAGUCAACGCUGAAUCAAUCGACGGUGGAACCUUCCGCUGCGGAAAUCACGCAGAAUGUUCUUUCUAGCGGUCCAGCGGGAGCGGGAGCGGGAGAGGGUGAAGAUGGGAGUGUUGUCGGGUCUUUAGAUAUCCUCCACGAUGUCGAUGAGAUCUUCAGUGUAUGAUCACGUGGCCGAGAACGGACGAACUUAUCACAGAUACAAGGAAGGAAAAUAUGCACUCCCAAAUGAUGAAACUGAACAAAAUAGAUUAGAUAUCCAACAUCAAUUGUUUGUUCUCACAUUACACGGAAAACUUCACCUCGCACCCCUGAGCAAGCAAGUGCAUAAUGUCCUCGACAUUGCAACGGGUACUGGCAUCUGGGCCAUAGAUUUUGCGAUAAAGUAUCCCACAGCCAAUGUCCUUGGAACAGAUCUAAGUCCCAUCCAACCCGAAUUCGUACCACCCAACUGCCGCUUCGAGGUCGACGACGCAGAGGAUGACUGGACGUAUAGCUACCAAUUUGACUACAUCCAUGGACGCCUUCUCCUGUCAUGUUUCAACCAGGACUUUCCGGCGGUCAUCGCCAAAGCCUACGGGGCACUCAAUCCAGGAGGCUGGAUUGAGUUGCAAGAUAUGUUACCACCAAUCUGCUUCGACAAUUCGUGGGAUGGGACGGAGCUCCAGAGGUGGGUCACUUUGACGCUAGAAGGCGCUAAGAGGCUAGGUAUGGAUUGGUACAAAGUUGGUAUGUAUAGGGAGUGGGUCGAAGCCGCGGGAUUUGAAGAUGUGCAGGAGUUUAAGGGGUCGUGGCCGACGAAUACUUGGCCGAGGGAUAGGCAUCAUAAACUCCUGGGGGCUUGGCAAAAUCAGAACAUGAUGGAGGGUUUGCAUGGUAUUAGCGUUGCGGUUCUGACGCGCGGGCUGGGAAUGACUGCUCAGGAAGUCGAGGUCAUGUUGAUAGGAGUAAGGAGGGAUCUGUGUGAUCGGAAUAUCCAUUGUUAUGCCCCAAUACGGGUGAUAUGGGGACGAAAACCAGGCGGAAAUAUAUACGGCGCCGCAGCAACCACUUCCUGAAAUUGGUUCAAGUAGUGAAUUUUAAGAGUCUAGGAAAUGCAAAGUAAUACGCAACGCAUCCGGAUGAGGCAUGACUUCCCGGCAAGGAGACUUGGCAUAUAUAAUCACGUGUGCGAAGAAUCUGGGGGUUCUGUCUGGGGGUCUCUGUCUGUGCAACGGCAUCCACCACUGACA